AUCUGUGGUAGACGCGACGACCGAAGACUGCAAUUCCGCGUAAGAGACUUUCGAGCCCAGACAAAGUCUCGUGAUUAAGCAGGAAGAAGGAGAGAUUGUGAAGAGAAAUAUAGAAAAAUUCACUGCCAUGGAGAAGAAGAUUUGGUCGGUGUUACUUAUCUUGUUUCUGUCUGUGACGUUUUCGGAUCGCUCUGUAGCAGCCAAUUGGUGGCAAAAUAAAAAGCAGGCAACAUCGUCGACUAGCAACAGUGUUGGCUCUUCCGUUAUAUUUCGUGUUGAAGGAAAUGUAUAUCCCGAUGGGUUGUACUAUGUGACCUUCAACAUCGGCAACCCACCCAAGCCUUACUACCUCGAUUUAGACACAGGUAGUGACCUCACAUGGCUCCAAUGCGAUGCCCCCUGUGUCCACUGCGACAAGGUGCCUCACUCUCUUUACAAACCCAACAAGAAUAACUUGGUAAUCUGCAAGGAACAAAUCUGUACCUCGCUUGAUUCCAAUGACUGCCACAACCCAAAUGAGCAAUGUGACUACAGCAUUGAGUACGCUGAUCAUGGUUCCUCCCUUGGUGUCCUCACCAGGGAUAUCUUCCCACUCAGAUUCACCAAUGGAUCAGUUCAUACACCCCGUUUGGCUUUUGGAUGUGGUUAUGAUCAGCAAGGUUUCUGUACGGGAUCUGUGUGUCCCACAGAUGGAAUACUGGGCCUUGGUAAUGGCGGAGCCAGCAUCAUAUCUCAGCUCAAAAGCCAGGGACUGACUAAGAACGUGAUAGGCCACUGUUUGAGUGGGACUAAUGGAGGGUACCUUUUCUUUGGUGAUGAUGUUGUUCCUUCUUCUGGGGUUGUUUGGACACCAAUGUCAAUUACAUCUUUUGACAGCAAACACUACUCCCCUGGUCCUGCUGAUCUCAGCUAUGGAGGAAAACCUACUGGUAUUACUGGUCUUCGAACAAUUUUUGACAGUGGGAGCUCCUACACCUACUUCAAUUCCAUGGCUUACCAAGCUUUAAUCACUGUGGUGAAGAAAAAUUUGCUUGGAAAGCCACUGAAAGAAGCAGCUGAUGACCAUACAUUACCUCUGUGCUGGAAAAGAGCAAAAGCUUUUAAAUCUGUAGGCGAGGCCAAGACAUACUUCAGCUCUGUAGUUCUGAACUUCGGUGGUGGCAAGAAAGCUCGACUUGAAAUUAGCCCUGAAUCUUAUCUGAUUAUUUCUAAAAAUGGGAAUGUUUGUUUGGGAAUUCUGAAUGGCACUGAAGUAGGACUGGAUACUCUCAACCUCGUUGGAGAUACUUCCAUGAGGAACAAAAUGGUGAUUUAUGACAAUGAGAAGCAACAGAUUGGAUGGAUCCCUGCAGAUUGCAACAGGCUUCCCAAGUCUGGAACUGUCCAUUAGUGAUUUUACUUCCUUUUUUAUGUGGCUCUGCACACACCAGCUUGGAUAUAUUAACAGAAUAAUGUCCCGCAACAUAUGAUCUGCAGGAAGACCAAUAAGUUGGAUAGCAACAAAAGCUUGGAGCCCAUUACUAAUAUUAAGGAAUAGAUACAUUCC
Messenger RNA from Telopea speciosissima, 1546 nucleotides. RefSeq names its product aspartic proteinase Asp1-like. Gene Ontology annotation, biological process: proteolysis. The transcript has 10 exons. Gene Ontology annotation, molecular function: aspartic-type endopeptidase activity. NCBI's taxonomy places the organism in Eukaryota, Viridiplantae, Streptophyta, Magnoliopsida, Proteales, Proteaceae. The record is from RefSeq and is a predicted model, not a curated record. Bases 128 to 1390 code for a protein of 420 amino acids.